CCAGGCUUGAGCCCAAUAUCAUCCGGGUCGUGUUCGGCUAACAGCAGCCUAGCAACGCCCACGAAACCACGGCGAGAUCUCCGCGACCGCGAGCGGCGAAGGCGAUGGGCGAUUUGGGUCGCAGAAGAGGGAAGCCGGCGACUCCGGCUGGUCUUCCGCAACGAAGACCAUGCGUGGUCACCCGUUCGUUCGCGCGGACGCCGCCGCCGCCGACGCAUUGCUUCGUUCGCCGUCGGAGGCGACGCUUCAGCCAAAUUUCCGCUUCAUUAUACGAGGUAAAGUCUGACGAGUCGGAGAAGAUAAUCACGAGAGGAAGAAAAUGAGCGCUUUUGGAGGAUGAGAUUGAUUUUGUCAAUUCUUCGUCGGAGGGUGACUCCGAUCGUAGGAGUGUCGAUGCAUCUCCGGUGGCGAAGCCAGAAUCAAUCCCGUGGCCCUUGCUCAUAACGCCUUCUCAGCACUUUUCUGGAGAGCCUUGGGACCGAGAUUAAUCUGCAUGAACAAUGACUUCAUUAUCAGGUCAGGAAUGAGAGGACAAGUAUCAAGACAACACCCAUCAUGGGGAAAGGCACACAUUCCAAACUUGCUUUCUGCCUCAUGCUUUCUUCUUCCUGUUAUAAAACCUGUGGUCUUCUUCCCCCUGCAGAUCAUAAGAGGACUCGUGUCCUAUAACCAUUCCUUAACCACUACUUAAAUAACUGUCUGUGUACUUUAACAAUGGGCGUGGCCUUGAGUGUUCUUGGGAAGCUUGGCUUGCCCAGCGUGGACUCGUUAACUACAGACAAGGUCUAUGAAAAUUUUUUCAUUGAUGUAAAAGAUUAUCCAGGUUUUCAUAACAGUUUUAUUAAGAUGUUCAGCGACAUUAACACGAUCAUGCCGGGCAAACAUUAUAUUCUAAAAGCAACUACUAAGGAAAUGGAGGAGCUUUACAAGGACUGGAAAGACAAAGCCCCAACAGAUGAGGAGAAGAAGAAACUAGUGGUGGACUUCCUGAACCUGCACGUCGAGGAGUACAAGGCCAAUUCAACUGCUAUGAUUGCCACCGGCCUGGUUGCCCCUGGUGCCGCCGUCGUCCUCAAGAAGUCUGGCCAGAAGGUGCCGCAGUUGAAGAUGCUCCGACUCGACCUCGUCCCCAACGCUGUGUUCGUGCCCACCGUCACUCUCCUGUCCCUCAUCGGCGUCAGGAUGUUCAACCUCAGCAAGGCCCCUGCAAAGUUUACUAAUAAAGCCUAAUAUAAUUAUGCCAAAUCUCAGCUUAAGAAAUUGUGGCAAUCAAUAAACUUAUUAAAAUUCAUUGUAAACAACAAGUCAAUCUCAGAGAGCAAAUGUAUUUGAUUUUCUUCUGCCAAUAAUUUACCAAUUGUCUCAUGCAAAUUGUAACCAAAUAAUAAAUAAAAUUAGUUUAAAUCAUAAA
This is a messenger RNA of Zingiber officinale, 1411 nucleotides long. RefSeq lists its product as uncharacterized. NCBI's taxonomy places the organism in Eukaryota, Viridiplantae, Streptophyta, Magnoliopsida, Zingiberales, Zingiberaceae. Bases 715 to 1230 code for a protein of 171 amino acids. The transcript is spliced from 6 exons. The record is from RefSeq and is a predicted model, not a curated record.